CAAUCAACAAGUUCUAUGAUGCAUUCUUUCUUGUACUUAUUCAUCAGGCCAUUCUAUUUCAUAUCUCCCCUUCUUAUCAUCAAUCCUCAUCAUCCCCAUAGUCUUCCUUCCUAGGCUCCCAACCUUCAGUCUUGCAGCCUCAUGGAGACCUCUCAACAGCUCUUUGGUGAUAGCUUCUCUUAUGGGUGGCUGGUGAACAUCAAGCCCUCCUUUGAAUCCCUCAAUAGCAGCUUCCGCCGCUCCUUUGAUGGUAGCUCCUUCAUCGAAAUGGACCCCGACUUGUUUUCGAUGCGCUGGACGAAUGAUGCCCAUGACUUCAAUUUCAAUCUCCCAAGCUCCCAAUCUCCAGUCUCAGUCCAUGCAGACCAGAUCUUCUCUAAUGGCCUCCUCCUGCCACUCCACCUCAACAACCCACCUCAGAGUGAAGUAGGCUGUGAGUCCUUUGGCACCAAUUUUAGCAGAUCUAACUCACUGGACUCAUCAAAAGCAUUGCUCUCUCGGAGCAACCGAUUCCAGUCACGGUACUUCUACACAGUUCAAAGUAGGCCUGUUUCCUCAAACUCUUCGCCACUCUUCCAUUCAGCAGAAAGCACACCAAUUUCAAUGAGCUUAUCCUGUUCAUCCAAGAGUGUUGCUUCAAGAAGCGGAAAGUUCAAGUCUCCUUUCUUCAGGAAUUGCACGAAGUCUCCGAAGAAAAUUUUAUGGAAGUACCUGUGCCUUCUCAUGCCAUUGUAUAACAAGGUGAGAGGGCUGAGCUUGAGUUCUCCGAAGUCAGCGACAAGCUGCAGGGAUUCGGUCCGAGAUUCUCCAAGGAUGACAACUGCCUUCUCAAGCAUAGAAUGGUGCCGUGGAAAUGCUGACAGCUCAAUCUAUGAUGCAAUUCUUCACUGCAAAAGAUCAAUCGGACAGGCUUCAUAAGGGAGGCAGCAGAGCAUGGCUAGAGAGGAAACCAGGAGAAAAGAAGAAUCCUAAAAGAAUGGCAACGCUGAACAAUCUCUUUUGGUCUUAUCUUCUCAUGUAAAGUCACAGAAAGGCUCUGUAGAUGUAGAGCUUUUGAGGAAAGAAAGAAAGCAUCUUGCAUUUUGUUCAUCGGAAAAGUUUUGAAGUAAAAGAAAGAACCUCUCUUUUAAUA
Molecule: messenger RNA, 1132 nt
Organism: Phoenix dactylifera (date palm)
Lineage: Eukaryota; Viridiplantae; Streptophyta; Magnoliopsida; Arecales; Arecaceae
Product: putative membrane-associated kinase regulator 6
Source: RefSeq, a predicted model, not a curated record